Molecule: messenger RNA, 1623 nt
Organism: Daucus carota subsp. sativus
Lineage: Eukaryota; Viridiplantae; Streptophyta; Magnoliopsida; Apiales; Apiaceae
Product: G-type lectin S-receptor-like serine/threonine-protein kinase At4g27290
Exons: 4
Coding region: 1-1623 (540 amino acids)
Biological process (GO): recognition of pollen
Source: RefSeq, a predicted model, not a curated record
AUGGAAAGCACUUACUUCAUUCUGUUCUGCUCCAUUUUGAUGCUUUUCGCCUAUACAAAUUUGGCAAAUGCAAUUGAUACUAUAACUGUUAAUCAAACAAUUAGAGAUGAUGAUAACAGCACCAUCAUGUCGGCUAAAGAAACUUUUCAAAUGGUAUUCUUUAGCCCUGGUAAUUCAAAGAGUCGGUUUUUGGGCAUAUGGUACAAAAAUAUUGCCAAUCUGACUGUUGUCUGGGUUGCUAAUAGAGACACGCCACUUACUCAUACAUCAGGCAUGCUCAUGAUUGACGCUAAUGGAGUUUUAGUACUCAUUAAUGGUGACAAUAAAAUAAUUUGGUCAUCCAACUCAUCAAAUACUGUGAUGAGUCCUGUGGCACAAUUGUUAGAUACAGGAAAUCUUGUGAUCAGGUAUGCGAAUGACAGUAAUCCUGAAGAUUUCCUCUGGCAGAGUUUUGAUCACCUUGGCGAUACUAUUCUACCAGGCAUGAAGUUUGGCUGGGACUUGGUGAAACACGUAGAAAGGUAUCUCAUAUCCUGGAAAAGCCCGGAUGAUCCAUCUCCAGGCAAUUACACAUAUGGAGUCUAUCUAAAAGGAUAUUCACAGCGAGUUGUAUGGAAAGGUUCAGCUAUGAGAUUUAGGUUUGGACCAUGGAAUGGUGUUCAGUUUGGUGGCAAGUCUAAUUUGAUGCAGAAUAUGGUUUUCACAUAUGACGUUGUGUCUGACGAAAAGGAUUUGUAUUACAUGUUUAAACUUCUCAAUAGUUCUGCUGCGAUGAGAAUGAUCUUAAAUUCAGACGGAGAUCUAAAAAUUCUUACCUGGACUAACAAUAUGCAAGGUUGGGAUAACACUGUGACUCUACCAACAGAUAAAUGCGACGACUUUGAUUUAUGUGGGGCAUAUGGUAUUUGUAACAAUACUGAGAAAAAUUAUGGACGUGACAUCUGCGGGUGUUUGGAUGGGUUUGAGCCAAAAUUUUCAGAAAAAUGGAGGUUAGCAGAUCAUUCUAAUGGCUGUGUUCGCAAAUCUAAGUCGAUGUGUGGGAAUGAAGAUAGUUUUCAGAGUUACCCCAAUCUCAAAUUUCCAGACACUCGAAAUUCAUGGUUUGAUCGAAGUCUGACCCUAGAGGAAUGUGCAGCUAAGUGCUUGAAGAACUGUUCAUGCACAGCAUAUGGAAAUAUUGAUGUAAAAGAAGGUGGAAGUGGAUGCUUAUUGUGGUUCAAUGACCUGCUCGAUAUCAGAGAAUAUCUGGGAAAUGUUCAAGAUCUUUAUGUAAGAAGGGCUGCUGGAGAAUUAGGAAGAAGUACAAUUGGAAGAGCAAAGAAGCCGCUAUGGAUUAUUAUCAUUGCUGUAUUAGUCGUAACAGUAUUCCUAAGCCUCUUUAUAUCAACUGUGUAUCGAAAACGAACUCUGAGAGGAAAAGUAUUAGAGUGUGGUUUUGUUCCCCGUUUGUCAGGAAAACGUAGAUUUAACGUACAAGGUGAAUCAACACAUAAUAGUGAGAAGAAAGGUCUGGAACUACCGUUGUUUGACUUGGUAACAAUUGCUGAAGCAACCAACAAUUUAUCGGAAAACAAUAAGCUUGGAGAGGGCGGCUUUGGACCUGUUUACAUGAUACCAAGAUAG